AGGAGGGAGAGACAUUAGAGGAGCUGACGCUGGUUAAUUACUGAACACCGCCUGGGCUACAAGCUAACGUUAGCUAAGAUUACCAGCAGUACACUGAACAUUGUCGACUAGCUUCCUAGCUCAGGGUGAGGCGAUAGCUGUGGCUGUCGUCCUGAGAGGAUGUCGUGUCAGAUCAUUAGGAAGUCCACACUUUGUCGAGCAGAGACAAUAAUGUCCCACUCCCCUGACAAUGAGGAUGGAUGCUUUGUUGCCAUGGAUACAGAGGACGAUGGUGCAGAGCCUGCUGGGAUAGCAGAGGAAGUGGAGGGAAAGAUGGGGUCCUGCCGACAAGAAGGGAGCAUGGACAGUGGUGCCAAAGGGGGAAGGACAAUGGUGGAGUUGCCAGAGGAAGUUCUUGAAUACAUUCUGUCCUUUCUCUCACCUUACCAGGAGCACAAGACUGCUGCGCUUGUAUGUAAGCAGUGGUAUCGCCUCAUUAAAGGUGUUGCUUAUCAGUGCUACCACGGUUUCUUGAGAGCUGUCCAGGAGGGAAAUAUCCAGUGGGAAAGUCGCACGUACCCAUAUCCAGGAACCCCUAUCACGCAGCGCUUCUCACACAGUGCAUGUUAUUAUGACUCAAACCAGUCAAUGUAUGUGUUCGGGGGCUGCACUCAGAGUAGCUGCAAUGCUGCCUUCAAUGAUCUAUGGAGACUUGACCUCAACAGCAAGGAGUGGAUCCGCCCUUUAGCCUCAGGCUCUUAUCCAUCUCCUAAAGCUGGAGCAACUCUAGUGAUGCACAAAGAUCUGUUAGUGCUGUUUGGGGGAUGGACUCGCCCCAGCCCUUAUCCACUGCACCAACCAGAAAGGUUUUUUGAUGAAAUCCACACCUACUCUCCUUCAAAGAACUGGUGGAACUGUAUAGUAACAACGCAUGGACCUCCACCCAUGGCUGGCCACUCUUCCUCUGUAAUUGGAAACACAAUGGUGGUGUUUGGGGGAUCACUAGGAGCACGUCAAAUGAGUAAUGAAGUCUGGGUUCUGGAUCUGGAGCAGUGGUCCUGGUCCAAACCACCAAUAUCUGGCCCAUCACCCCACCCACGAGGAGGCCAAUCACAGAUUGUGAUUGACGAUCAGACGUUGCUCAUCUUGGGAGGUUGUGGAGGCCCCAAUGCACUCCUUAAAGAUGCCUGGCUCCUCCACAUGGAUUCUCCACCAUGGAGGUGGCAGCAGCUGCAAGUGGAAAACGAGGACCACGGGGCCCCGGAGCUGUGGUGUCACCCAGCGUGUAGAGUGGGUCAGUGUGUGGUGGUUUUCUCACAGGCUCCAUCUGGCCGUGCACCGCUCAGCCCAAGUCUGAAUUCUCGGCCCUCCCCCAUAAGUGCCACACCUGCCCCUCUGGGCCCCGAACCGCCUUCCCUGCGCUCUCAGUCUCCUGUUCGGAGCGGGGCCGCUGGCGUUGUCCUAGGAGCUGUUGAAGAGGCUCCGUGUGUAAACGGUCGAUGGGGCACGCUGAGACCUCGGCCUUCAGCGAGAGGAAGUGCCAGAGAUGGGAGCCCAUCUUCAUCCCAACAACCAUCUCCUUCACAAGGCCCAGACAGCCCUCCUCUUCCUCCACUUCCCCCGUUAUUAAAUGGAUCCUCCCCUUCACCCCGGACCAGCCCAGCCCAGGCUGCGUCUCCCCCCUCUCGCCCUCACCUUCCUGCCUCCACAGACUAUGACUGGGAGUCUCCCCCUUCUGCCGCUCACCACCCCGAGGUGCCCAGCACUAACGGCCUGCAUACACCUCCCGCAGGCUCCCCGCGCACUCCCCCAGGAGCAGUGUCCCCCGCUGCCUUAAGACGAGGUCUGGAGGCAGUGAAAAACAAAUCUUCCUCAUCUUUACCAUCAUCAUCGUCAUCGUCUUCCCUUCAGACACAGGGGGCUUCUCCGGGAGGAGGAAGCGGUGGAGGAGCGGGUCCUCCUGGAACCCCUCCGUCAUCCUCCUCCAGCCCUCCACAGGCUGCUGGAGCUGACGGACACGCUAUCCCACCUAUUGCACGGCGUCUUGGCCAUCACCCACCUCAGAGCCUGAACGUAGGGAAACCUCUGUACCAGUCUCUCAACUGCAAGCCCAUGCAGAUGUACGUGUUGGAUGUGUCCCGGGCCAAAUCUGCUGGGGUGGUGUCCUGGAGAGUUUAUGGGAACGGGACUCCCGCUGCGGUCACAGGGCCACCUGAGACCAGCCUUCACACAGUGGUACAGGGAAGGGGGGAGCUCAUCAUUUUUGGGGGCCUCAUGGACAAAAAACAGAAUGUGAAGUACUACCCUAAAACCAACGCCUUGUACUUUGUCCGUGCUAAAAGGUAAUGCAGCUCCAGGCAGGAUUGGGAAGACAAGACACUCCACCCUGUGACCACACAAGGGAAUUGACACACAAGGCCUUUGUCCUAUAGAGAGGAUUAUGGGAAAAGAACAUAAUCAUUGUUAGAUGUUCCACUUCAGAAAUUCACUAUUCUCCCGUCUGCCUAAAGCAAGCGUUCAAAAUACACUAACUACACUUUGAUAAAAACCAAUUGUUUGAAUGAGAAUCCUGACUCUCUGUGUGUGUGUGUGUGUGUGUGUGUGUGUGUGUGUGUGUGUGUGUGUGUGUGUGUGUGUGUGUGUGUGUGUGUGCGUGUGCGAGCGUGUGUGUGCGUGCGUGCGCGUGUGUGAGCGUGUGUUUGGGCCUGCGGUGAUUAGAGAGAACAGGACUUUUUUUUUUGUUGUUCCCCAAAAGGUGAUCAACCAAACAAUAACAUUUCUGUUUUUCUGUGUCACCCUGAACUCGAGAGAGAGUAAUUCCAGAAGAACGGACGCUUUUAACAGAAACGGUUGACGACUACCUUGUUUUUUGUAUCACUCUUUAAGCCUGCAAUGUUUACAUUGAAAACAGUGUGAGCGUGCGUGUGUGCGUGUUGUGUGCACGGUGGUGGUUUAAAGUUGUUGACUAAUGUGUGUCGGGGGCCAUGGUUGGUGAGAGAUGUGGCACUGUACUAUAAACAUAGUUGAACAAUAAAGGCCUCCAUGUUUGCUCUGUCAAA
This is a messenger RNA of Dicentrarchus labrax (European seabass), 3038 nucleotides long. RefSeq names its product F-box protein 42 (gene fbxo42). Gene Ontology annotation, molecular function: protein binding. The record is from RefSeq and is a predicted model, not a curated record. Bases 160 to 2325 code for a protein of 721 amino acids. Lineage: Eukaryota; Metazoa; Chordata; Actinopteri; Moronidae. The transcript is spliced from 10 exons.